UUUGCGUGGCGCAUGCGCAGUUCAGCGGAGACUCAGCCGUGACUAGUUAGCUUACUUAUAUGCUAGCUUCUCGUAGCGUUCUGUUAGUUUGUAUUUGUACUUUCGCUAACCAUUGUAAUAAAGCAGUCAUUGAGUAACAGGCAGUCGUUCCUACCGACAUAGACUGACGUGACCGAGGCGUGAAAGACUAUGCCCAAAAAUAAAGGUAAGGGAGGAAAGAAUCGGCGACGUGGAAAGAACGAGAAUGAGUCAGAGAAGAGAGAGCUGGUGUUCAAAGAGGAUGGACAGGAAUAUGCUCAGGUGAUUAAAAUGUUGGGGAAUGGACGUCUGGAGGCCAUGUGCUUUGAUGGAACCAAGCGGCUUUGUCACAUCAGAGGGAAACUCCGGAAAAAGGUUUGGAUCAACACGUCAGACAUCAUACUGGUCGGACUGAGAGAUUACCAGGACAACAAAGCCGAUGUCAUCCUGAAGUACAACGCGGACGAGGCUCGUAGUUUGAAAGCGUACGGAGAGCUGCCAGAGCACGCCAAAAUCAACGAGACAGACACGUUUGGUCCUGGAGAUGACGACGAGAUCCAGUUUGAUGACAUUGGUGAUGACGACGAGGACAUUGAUGACAUCUAAAGAUGUGAAGACCAGAUCUAACCUUCAUCUUAUUAUAAUUAACACAGUUAAAUAAACACUUUAUUAAUAAA
Monopterus albus (swamp eel) is the source of this 695-nucleotide messenger RNA. RefSeq names its product eukaryotic translation initiation factor 1A X-linked b (gene eif1axb). NCBI's taxonomy places the organism in Eukaryota, Metazoa, Chordata, Actinopteri, Synbranchiformes, Synbranchidae. The transcript has 7 exons. Gene Ontology annotation, molecular function: translation initiation factor activity; RNA binding. Gene Ontology annotation, biological process: translational initiation. Bases 190 to 624 code for a protein of 144 amino acids. The record is from RefSeq and is a predicted model, not a curated record.